Messenger RNA from Theileria annulata, 1851 nucleotides. RefSeq names its product DEAD-box family RNA-dependent helicase, putative. Gene Ontology annotation, cellular component: nucleus; ribonucleoprotein complex; cytoplasm. Lineage: Eukaryota; Apicomplexa; Aconoidasida; Piroplasmida; Theileriidae. The record is from RefSeq and is a predicted model, not a curated record. Gene Ontology annotation, molecular function: RNA helicase activity; RNA binding; ATP binding. The transcript is spliced from 3 exons. Bases 1 to 1851 code for a protein of 616 amino acids.
AUGUCAGAUCGAACGACUGACUAUUCAUAUUCAAACAGGGCACAGGGUUACGGUCCUUCAAGGAAUUCUACAUCAUACAGACCCUACUUUAAAAGCGAUAAGCCAUUUGGUAGGCAGUCAGAAAAUCACCACGACAAAUACGCUACAAAACCAUACGAUAAACCCUACCCUAAUCAACAUUCAAUGGGAUAUUCUCAAACGUCAAAUGGUUACGGUGGUAGAUAUCCACAAUCUGGAGAUAAGUCACCUUAUUCUACAUAUACAGCAAAUAAACCAUAUGGUUCAACAAUGAGUAAAGAUGAAUCGGGAUAUAGUGGUGUUAGAGGGUAUAUGAACCAUCAGGGGAAAUUCGGUGGGUAUAAUAGUUAUGGAUACGGAAGUGAUACUCUGGGGAAUGGAUUAGAACCAGUUAACUGGAACCAAGUUGAGCUCGUUAAGUUUGAGAAGAAUUUUUACGUAGAACACCCUGAAGUAAAGGCAAUGUCAUAUUCAGAAGCCGAUAAGAUAAGGAGAGAGAAGGAGAUUACGGUGGUUCACGGAAGAGAUGUGCCUAAACCAGUGGUUAAGUUUGAAUACACAUCAUUCCCGAGAUAUAUUUUAAGCUCCAUUGAGUCGGCUGGAUUUAAAGAACCAACGCCAAUUCAAGUUCAAGCAUGGCCAAUAGCACUAAGUGGAAGGGAUAUGAUUGGUAUAGCUGAAACAGGUAUUACCAGAUCGGGUAAAACGUUGGCAUUUUUAUUACCAGCAAUUGUGCAUAUAAAUGCACAGGCGUUAUUAAGGCCAGGAGAUGGACCAAUAGUGUUGGUAUUGGCACCAACACGUGAGUUGGCUGAGCAAAUCAAAGAAACGGCUCUUGUGUUUGGACGUUCAAGUAAGUUGAAGACGAGUGUAGCAUAUGGAGGUGUCCCGAAGAAGUUCCAGACAAUAGCACUGAGGAGAGGAGUUGAGAUUUUAAUCGCGUGCCCAGGGCGCUUGAUAGACUUUCUGGAGUCAAAUGUUACUAAUUUAAGAAGAGUGACGUACUUGGUAUUGGAUGAAGCAGACCGAAUGCUUGAUAUGGGAUUUGAGCCUCAGAUUAGGAAGAUCGUAGGACAGAUUAGGCCGGACAGACAGACGCUGAUGUUCAGCGCAACUUGGCCUAAGGAGGUUAUUUCACUUUCAAGGUCACUGCUUAGCCAUGAAGUGGUUCACGUUAACAUCGGUUCACUGGACCUUACCACAUGCCACAAUAUUGAGCAGAAUGUGUUUAUCCUUGAGGAGCGAGAAAAACGUCUUAAGCUAAAGGAGUUGUUAAAGAAGUUGAUGGACGGUGGGAAGAUACUAAUUUUUUCAGAGACAAAGAAGGGUGCUGACACGCUUACAAGAGAACUCAGACUAGACGGUUGGCCAGCUCUUUGCAUACACGGAGAUAAGAAACAAGAGGAGAGGACCUGGGUCCUUAACGAGUUCAAAACUGGAAAACACCCCAUUAUGAUCGCCACUGACGUCGCUAGUAGAGGUCUUGAUGUCCGUGACGUUAAAUAUGUGAUAAACUAUGACUUCCCAGGUCAAAUUGAAGAUUACGUUCAUCGAAUAGGCAGAACCGGUCGUGCCGGUAUGAAAGGAAGUUCUUAUACGUUUUUGACGCCUGACAAGUUUAAGUCGGCACGUGAGUUGGUCAAGUUAAUGCGUGAAGCUAAUCAAGAAAUCCCUCCAGAACUACUAAAAUUAGCAAAUGAGCGUUCUUAUGGAACUGAACAGAGGCGUUGGGGUGCAUAUGGAAGACCAUUUUCAAAUUCCACAAACCUCAUACCACUGGGCGGAACACAAAGAAACUACAACUCAUUUUCAAACUAUUAUCCAAGGAGAUAA